Messenger RNA from Serpula lacrymans var. lacrymans S7.9, 2972 nucleotides. RefSeq lists its product as uncharacterized. Gene Ontology annotation, molecular function: protein tyrosine phosphatase activity; thiosulfate-cyanide sulfurtransferase activity. Lineage: Eukaryota; Fungi; Basidiomycota; Agaricomycetes; Boletales; Serpulaceae. Gene Ontology annotation, biological process: positive regulation of G2/M transition of mitotic cell cycle; positive regulation of G2/MI transition of meiotic cell cycle; protein dephosphorylation. Gene Ontology annotation, cellular component: nucleus; cytoplasm. Bases 1 to 2079 code for a protein of 692 amino acids. The transcript is spliced from 4 exons. The record is from RefSeq and is a predicted model, not a curated record.
AUGGCUUUCUUCACUAUCUCUUCUUCCUCAACACAAUAUCUACAGGCGCCACCCGCUCUUUCGCGCAAGCGGACCCAGCAGCUUCAGCGCCCACGCGACGACGUCGAUGAAUUCCUUUCCUCUGAUCUCGAACUUUCCUUCGCUUCUACCAUGUCCUUGAACUCUCCUCCACGCGAUACAAUCGCUCUCUCCUCAGACCAUGGACGUGACGAGCCUAUGGAUAUCUCUCCAGCACCACCCAAAAUACUUGUUCCUGCAAAGGAGACCGGAAGACUCGGUCGUCCCCGCGCGUUUACCAGUGCAGCUAGGAUGUUCGGGCGUGAUAUGAGUAACGGUGUAGCACCUAGUGAACCCCCUACCUCUACCUUGAAGUCGGGUUCCUCUCAAUCAAAUGCAAAGCGUAUUCAGCGAAGUGCCUUACCUACUGAAUGGUUUGCGCCUGAAUCCAUGAAGGUGUCAGAAUCCAAGACCGAUGAGAAUAUGUAUACUCCUCCCUCUCCAGGCGCAGGAGAUGCCAUGGACGUUGACUCCGCACCCCUCUCCGUAAGGAGGGACGUCUUAGGCUCGCCGCCUCUCUCGGCGGCUCCAACGAUUACUGGAUUCAACAACCUGUUUUUUGAGACGAUGUCUCCCUCCAAGACCGAAUCACCUGUUGGUCCUCAGCCCAAGAAACGUCGUUCCUUAUCACCUGACUCUGUACGCCGAGUUGAACAUGACGUCUCCUCAUCUCCUGCUCCUUCAUCUCCAUCUCAGCAUAAACUCGAGAGAAUGUCGAGCGGACCCAUUCUGACCAAUUUCAACAAGCCCCUUUUACAAGGUCUCGGAGUUCCCUCCAACCUUAACAAGAGACCCCGCCGUCCUGUAUUUUCUGCUUUAGUCCAACCUUCUGAGAUCAAAUCCGCAUACCCCGUUCUCACCUCAGAGACUUCUCCAAUUGAGGAGCAAGUGCAGAGCCGACUUCCUCCUACACGUCGUGCCUUCUCCGCAAUGUUACCCCCCACUGCACUUGACUCUUUCUCCGACGAAUCUUCGUUUGACGGCCCCGACAUGUCGUCUCCGGCUCAGGCAUAUGCCAAGAGACAACAGGUUAAAACCCUUCGUCGGUGUGAUGGAACAGAAGAUUUCAGGCCGCUCACUGGAGCUAUGGCUAUGGUCAAGAGGGACCUGCAAGAAAGUCCUUCUGCAAGGUUUAUGGUCGCCGGUAUGCCUGGUUUCGGCGACAAUGAGGCCCAUGGGAAAAUUUUGCCCUGCCACCGUGUUAGGGAGGAUGGGCUGAUGAGGAUCAAUGCUCAGACCCUGGACUCCCUCCUUGACGGUGCUUACAACAACCAAAUUGCAGAUUUCCAUGUCAUCGAUUGUCGUUUUGAUUACGAAUAUAAUGGUGGACAUAUCCCCGGCGCUGUCAACAUUAACACACCCAUCGGUGUUGAAGAAUUUUUACUUGGUAAAGCAACACCCAGGCCCUGCGUUAGCGGUGAUGUGAACAGGAAGACUAUUGUCGUAUUCCACUGCGAGUUUAGCGCAAAACGUGCCCCUACUUUCGCCAAGCAUCUUCGUUCCAAGGACCGUGCACUCAACAACCACGUAUACCCCAAAAUCCACUACCCUGAAGUGUACGUCCUCGAAGGUGGUUACUGCGAAUACUUUAAGCAAUCGGCGAUGCGCUGCCAGCCCCGAGGAUACGUGACGAUGGACGAUCCCGUUCACGCACUAUCCCGCAAAGAAGACUUGGACCAAUUCCGCAAGGCCAAGUUUGGACGCACCAAGUCUUACGCGUAUGGUGAUGGGGCCUUGAAGAUGUCUGCCUUGUCCCAUCAGCCUAAGAGGAAUACCGCGCCAACCGCCGGUGCAACUCAACUUUUUGCGGCCGCGAAUGCUGCUCGUACUCGUCGUGGCGGUGGCCUCUCCACCUUGGCAGAGGACGGAAAUUCCGCUGCUCACUCUGAUGACGACGAGACUGAUAUCGGCGAUAGUCCAUGCCCUCCUCCGACCAAAAACGUCUUAUCCAAAGCGAAGAGGCUCAGUCGCGUUCCGAUGGUUAGGGCCGAAACUUUAGGCUCUUCCCGCAUGGCUUAUUGAUAAUACCCUGUCAAUGUCAGUGCCUGCAAGCUGCACACCUUAAUGCUCCUCGAGGGCUCCUGUUUUGUCUUUCCCAAUUAAUGUUUUCUGUGCCAAUGAAGGCAGAUCGUCUCCGCCAAAUCAUGUUCUUUCGUAAUUCAUAAUCAACACGACACUCCGAUGUCUUCCGUCUCAGACACCCAUCUACGACCGUUACCAGAAUAAAGACUUUCACGUCUCAGUUAUGCUUAUCUCAUUCCAUUACGCUCGUUAUGCUCUAUGCUCUCUGCGGCGUGUCCGAUAUACAUUUUCGCAUCCGUCUCGCACCCGAAGCCCUCCUAAACAAACUUGACAAGAACACACUAGCAUCCGAACUUCGUUCAGUCUCCUUAGCCAUUCAAUCGAUCGCAUUCCAACGCUCCAUUUGUCUGACUAGUAUCACUAUCACGCAUCAUAUGUGACAACCGUUGCAUAUCAGCUCGCUCAUCUGUUUUUAUAUAUGUCAAUGGACGGUCAUCGCACCGCUGUCCUCCACACAUCUUUUUCGUUUCUAUUUUCUAUUCGCAUUUCAGCCGAACUUACUAUUUUCCCGCUUGCGCCUAAAACACGCUGUUACCUCCUUCUCUGUCCCCCGCACUGGACAUUUCCUAAGACUUUCUUCACUUGUGAUAUGUGGAGUUGGAGUAGACAGAAUGGCUUUGAUUCAGUCUGGUGUUUUUGUUCGUUACAUUUGCCAUUUACAAUCAUCUCUUUUCUAUUCUCCUAUUUAUUGUUCACUCUUGAUAUAUCAUUCUUCUGUUUCGUCAAGCUUUGGACUUUAUGUCUCGGUGUCAUUCUCGAGUGUUACAUCCAUUCGUGCUAGUGAUUUCGUGAUAGUGCCUGUUAAUGUCUUCUAAAUAUUAUUUCUAUGAAAA